Messenger RNA from Ornithodoros turicata, 722 nucleotides. RefSeq names its product ribonuclease P protein subunit p14-like (gene Rpp14a). The record is from RefSeq and is a predicted model, not a curated record. NCBI's taxonomy places the organism in Eukaryota, Metazoa, Arthropoda, Arachnida, Ixodida, Argasidae. Bases 287 to 673 code for a protein of 128 amino acids. Gene Ontology annotation, biological process: tRNA 5'-leader removal. Gene Ontology annotation, cellular component: nucleolus; multimeric ribonuclease P complex. Gene Ontology annotation, molecular function: ribonuclease P RNA binding; ribonuclease P activity. The transcript is spliced from 5 exons.
UGCAUGAGAGGGGAGAGGGUGCGGAGCACGUGCGCGGCUAGUAAAUAUGCAAAUUGUCAUUAAAGAGCGAAAUACUACAAUCAGUACAAUGGUCCAGACAACUUAAAUGUUGCACUGCUGGCGGUGUAACAUAUUUUCGUCGUUGUGCGACAUUUGACGAGGUUCCACCGACAUAUUUUCCUAGAGCUCAUGAAACGAUAGGAGGAUUUGCCUAACGUAAGCAGAAGACCGUUACAUAUUAUUUUUGUUUUUAUAGUAGUAUACCUCUAAUGGUAAAAUAGCCUCAAUGGAGGGAAAAGGCGUACUCCAUGUCGUCGUUCCGGCAGAACACGUUUAUCUAGACGUAGCACUGAAUUUCGUGGACUCGGAUCAUCCAGAAAUGAGCGCUAAACUUUUCAAGUACGCUAUUAUGCUUGCAUUAAAGCAAUUGCAUGGCGAAGUAGGAGCCGGCAUUCCAAUAGAUGUCCUACGCUACGACAAAGAGUGCAUGAGGGCAUACCUCCGAACAUCAGUCGACCAGCUGGUCAAAGUAUGGAGCUCCCUGACGCUGUUCUCAUCAUACAAUAACAGCCAGUGUAGUUUCAGGGUAUAUAAGGUCUCACACAACUUGGCAGCACUGAGUGUGUCAAGUAACGCGUUCCAGCAUGUCAUUGUGGCACCUGAUGGAAAAUGAACAUUUGACCGAUGUGUAAAACGUGUAAAUACACAUUUUAUGAUAUAUC